UUUUGUUGUAUUUUUCAGGGUUCUGAGGAUUCAAACUACGGCCGGCCCUCGGAUUCAGACCUGUCAUUGGAUGAGGAGAGGGAAGCGCUCAGAAGAGAGACCGAGAGACAAGCAUUAGCACAAUUAGAAAAAGCUAGGACAAAGCCAGUUGCCUUUGCGGUACGAACAAAUGUAAAUUAUGACGGUUCAAUAGACGACGACUCCCCUGUGCAAGGAUGCGCAAUAUCUUUUGAAGUAAAAGACUUCCUACAUAUAAAAGAGAAAUACAACAAUGACUGGUGGAUUGGUAAAUUAGUGAAGGAAGGAGCCGAUAUCGGCUUCAUACCUAGUCCAGCAAAGCUAGAGAACAUGAGGUUACAAGCUUCUGGGACAAGAAAUAGACUUGGAAAGUCCACCAGUGGUCUCAGUUCUAGCUCCAACCUCGGCGACUUCCCGACUGGACUGCCCAACUCAAAGUCAUCCAACAAUUCAAGAGGGUCCACGCCCCCCACUCCAGAUGGGGACCAGAAUGGGCUGGAGGAGGACACAGGCGAUACGCUAAGUCGGUCAAGAGGGAGCACGAUUUCGCCACAACCUAAGGAGAAGCGUAAACCAUUCUUCAAGAAGACGGAAAAUGUUCCUCCAUAUGAUGUGGUACCGUCGAUGCGACCUGUUGUACUGGUUGGCCCCUCACUCAAGGGUUAUGAGGUCACUGAUAUGAUGCAGAAAGCACUCUUUGAUUACUUGAAAAGGAAGUUUGAAGGAAGGAUUUGCAUCACACGUGUGACAGCAGACAUUGCCCUUGCCAAGCGGUCAGUUCUCAACAAUCCCAAAAGUCGGCAGAUCAUCGAGCGGUCAAAUAGUCGCUCAUCCAGUAUAGCUGAAGUGCAGGCGGAGAUAGAUAGAAUAUUUGAGUUAGCGCGUAGCAUGCAGCUUGUUAUCCUGGAUUGCGACACCAUUAAUCACCCUAGUCAGUUGGCAAAGACGUCUCUUGCCCCAAUCAUUGUCUAUGUCAAAAUCUCGUCUCCAAAGGUACUACAACGGCUAAUAAAGUCACGCUCAAAAUCCCAGAGUAGAAAUAUGAAUGUACAGCUAGUAGCAUCCGAUAAACUUGCUCAGUGUCCACCCGACCUAUUUGAUGUGAUCUUAGAUGAGAACCAGCUGGAAGAUGCUUGUGAACACAUGGCUGAAUACCUGGAAGCAUACUGGCGGGCCACCCACGGGCCAGAGCCCGAGGUCCCUGCUAAGGCAGGCCCCCAACAUAACUCACCCAUGCAUAACAUUCUACAGCGGGUAGGCUCACACCGUAGUCACACGGAGAAGCCAGACAAGAAGGCGGACUACCACCAUCACAACAAACGAGGCAAGGACGAGUACGACGGAAGCGACCCCAACGAGCCUUACGAGAGCGGAUACCGCAGUGAUUCCCGGGAGCAUCCGAGUGAUUACAUAAGAGAUGAUAGGGACGCUCGCUAUAACCAGAGGCCCGUCUCGCCCACGGACGGCAGAGGGUAUUUUGAUAAUGAUCGGAGGGAUCGCGACAAGGAUAGAGACUAUGAUUCCCAUGGAGGAAGAAAACAUGUGAAGGGAGACAGGACUCGUGAUGUGGAGCGAGGCCCGCAUGAUAGAGGGCCUCCUCGGGACCGGGAUAGGAAUUAUACCGAGCGGGACGCGGUCAGGUACGAGAGUGAACAUCCGAAUAGACCGGAACAGAGAAAUCGCUAUGCAGACAGAGAACGUGAUCGCUACGACGACGGGCCAGGUCAUGUCAGCGAGCGAGGGCGGUAUCCACCGGAGAGGGGGUCCAGCUCUCGCAGUCGGGAGCACGAGAUCGAGAUGGAGGAGAUGUACGGUAGGCGAGGUCGUGAGGGCCCACAAUACCCCGAGCAGUACCAUCAACGGUACCAGGACUCUAGAGAGCGGGCACGUCGUGAUGCCUCACCGGGUCCUCGUCAACGCAUGGCGCGUCCCUGACGCUGACCUCCUACCUCCGCCCAGCCCAACACGGCGGUCUCAUUUUAUUUUGGAAGUUUCUUCAAUGCCAGUAGAGCAAUCUAACUCCAUGUUGAGUUGACAUCUCGUACUGCGAGCAUUGAAUUUAUGUGUUCCAGCCAAGUUGUACUCUCAACAGAGUUCCUGCAGCAGUCAGUCGUAGUAGUCCAGCCUUCUUUCUACUACCUAUUUUCUAUGAAAAUGGCUGUGUAUGUUGGAGUUGCCUGAUUUCUGAUAGUUUUUUUUUUAUGCUUCUCUAACUUCAGAUCUUUUGAAUCAGAGCAUUCUGCGUACGGUAUUAUGUGAGAGAGGUAUAGGCCUUGGAUUUGCUUUAUAGUAAAGCAUUUGGUGGCGGCUUGGUGUUGGGUCUUGUCGGUGUCAACCAGUGGUCAUUUGAGAACCACUUGGUUAGACUCAGUGAGGCAAGAGAUCAUAGUGUAUGAUCCAUGUGACCACAUUUUCACUCCAACCAUGCGACAUCUGUUUACCAACCAAUGAUGUCAAAUUUUUGAGGGAUUUUUUGAAAGCAAGAUUAUUACUCCUCGCGUUAGAAUUCAAAAGAAAUUCUUGUGGAAUGGGAAGUGUUUGAUCUCUCUCUCUCUCUAUCAUUUUGUGGUUUCCAAGUUUUUCAAGAUUUAUUCAGCAUAUUUUUGGGGUGAUCAAAUUACUAUAUUUCUGACGUUUAGACAUAUAUCAUGACUUGACUACUUGGACAGAGCUCAUGUUAGGUAGUGUACGACAACUAACAAUAUUUGAGAGUGUUUUUAAUAUCAUCAUCACAAGGUAGCACACUGUGAUACACGUGUAGUGUACACACACACAAACACACACACUCACCCACAUAAAACGGCAAAUGGCAAUCAUAAUUCACAAAACGGAGUGAAGUGAAAGUAUUUGGAGAAGGUUCUUGAGAAACAUCAUUGUCAAAAUAUUUGAUGAUGGGUUGAGUUUGGACAGAUCAUCCUGUGGGUGUUAUGAUAACCUCUGCAGGCAGGGUUCUUUGUAUCACAUGAUUUAUGACAUGAUGGUCACAUGAUCAGUCUGUAUCAAUUCCAUUUUUUUUUUCCACGGUCGGUCCGCAAGCUUUGUAACUUUUGUAUAAAUGUGUGAAGAACGGUAGAGAAAAAAUUGUUUUGCUUGAACUUUUAUCUUGAAGAUAUAGAAAAAACCUCUGUCAGUCUUUUCCAACAAUUUCACCACAUAACCACACUUGAUUGUGUGUUUUGUAACUAUUUUUUCCUUCAUAAAUCUAAUUCCUUUUUGUUUUCUGUUUGCUUCUCUCCAUCAAUUCAACCCUUUUCUUAUCCCCUUUUUGUUGAAGUCAUGUAUUUCUGCACUUUUCUGUCUUUUCAAACUUUUUUUCCUACAAGGCAUUCAUAAAUAUAGAACAUAUACAUGUUUAUAACAUAUUACAUGUUUGUGCCAUGUCUGUGUUGUAGAAAGCACAAGAUUUCUUCCAUACAUACGACAGUGUUCUAUUAUAUUCAUUAAUAUGGUUGACAGGCGAGGUCCAGGAUUGGUGUAUCUUUGCAUGAAACAAAGUACAAUUUAUCGUUAAAACAGUGUGUGCAUAGUAGAGACAUGAAUCUUAUAUAUAAAUAUAUACAUAUAACAUUUAUUAUAUCAUCGCUAGUGAAAUAUAUCAGUUUUUAUUAAUGGAUUUGGAAGAUUGAGUAAGCAGAAAAACGGCAAAUUGUUAGACGGACGGUUUAGAUGUUUUAAUGAUUGCCUCCAAAGCGAGGCCUUUUUUUCUAUUUCGUAUGGAUCACCAAUUUGAGCUUGUAUCAAGAACGAGAUCUUAUCACUCUGCAACAGCUGUACAGUUUAUUUCCAAUAGAGAACAUGAUGACAGAGUUGGGGUCUAGGGAUAAGCAGGGGUAUAGUUCAUUUCCAUACCGGGUUGGAUAUACGGCCUAGGGAGCAAAACAGUGAUUCAAGAACCAUUUUAGAGCCCAAUGUGAACCUCAGUAAAGGACGAUUAUCAAGGGACCUUCAAUAAUUCAAUAUCAGUGGGAAAAAGACAGAGAAGCAACUUGUGAUGCUGGGAGGGGUUGGAAGGGGGGGGGGGGGAGUAGACAAGGCAUACAUCUCAUGCAGAUUUUCAUUGUAUAAUUAUAAACAGUUGUACUUCAUUUCAUCACAUUUUAAGCAAAGGGCGUACUACAAUGAAUACCAUUACCAUCGGUCAAACAAUGCAUUUAAAGCACCAUGCCAAAUUCACUCAUUGAGACCCAGAAGGGGUUACUGCCCUUCUGGCUCUUACAAAUUAUAUAAAAAUAAGUUUUUAGCCCCCAGAUACAAAUUUCUGUACACCAACCCUUCCAGUGAGUAAUGUCAUUGAUAAAAGCUAUUUGGCUUGAAAUCUCACUCCUGAACCUGAAGGAUUUUUUUCCAUUCUAAAUAAUUUGAUUCUUCAUUCCUUUAUUUAUUUGUUUAUUUAUUUAUUAUUUUCUUCAUCAAUUUAUUCAUAAUGUCUUAUUCAUAACAAUCAUUCAUGCCACUGCAAGCCGUACUGCAGAUUUUUUUUGAUUUUUAUUAAAAAACCAUUAAUCACAAAGAAGUUAAGAGGACUGUGUGAAAAUGUUUCUUAAUUAGGGACCUCAUGGAUUAAAGUGUUGAUGAAAUGAAGUUAUCUUGUGGGACUUUCAAAUGGUUCGAAAUGGGCUUUUCUGUGGAUCGUAUGUGAUCCGAAAUGCACUACAAUUUUUUCAUUACAAGACCAUUCAGAAUUAGACUAGAAUUUCAAUUGAUUCCUUGCUGUGCAAGAAUUAUAAAUACAUAUAGGAUUCCUUUCUGUAAAAGAAAUGAUCUAACAGGGUGUAGAUGUCGCGCCUGCAUAUCCAAUCGCCUCUUUAUAACAAUACCUGUUCUCUGUUGGAUGUACUUAUAUCUAUAUGUUUAUAUAUUCAUAUAUUCAUAUUAGCUAUAUAUACAUAUAUAUGUAUAUGUAAACAUAUAAAUAUAAAUAUAUAUCUAAACUGGUUGCUGAUGAGUGAAGACAUACAUGUAUUACAGCUGUCACUUUUCAUGUAUUUGUUCUGUAAUUGAAUGUAUCGCAAACCUCAAAGAUCCUCUUUGUACGGAACUCUUAUCUGGUAGCUAGUGCUUGUUGGAUUUUGUCACACUUUUCUAAAAAAUUGGCUACAAAAUUCAGAAGAAAAAAAAAAUGAGAGAAAUGAGAAAUGUAUCAGAAAAAUGGUAGUUGUAGACAGCAGUAGAGAAUCCAAGCCGUUUCAGUUUGGGUGGAAUACCAUCUGCCUGGGUGGACUAUGAUGUAGGGUAGAAUUUUUUGUUUAAAGAGACACUACUACCCUUCAUAAUUUUCACAUUAAUUCUAUACAGACAUUUUACAUGAAUAUGAUAUGUAUAUGGGCAACCUAUAUUAUGAGAGAAAAGACAUUAUAAUGGAUGACACUGCAUGAAAGUGUUAAAUCAUAUCAUUUAGACGAUUUUAACUGGAUUAAAAUCAGUUAUAACAUCUAUUGCCAGUGAGCUCAGAAAUUAUGCUCAAGAAAAUGUUCAUUUGGAAUUUUUUGACAAUAUUUCAAUCUUUACGAGUUUCAAACGGAAGCUUGCAUUUGACGAUUCUCUAUAUUUAAUCAUGGAAGAGAAAAAUUUGGUCAAUCAAAAAGAUUUUCCUUUUUCAUGUUCUGCUAUACAUGUACUUUCAAACAAAGCAUAUAUAGGAAUACAAAAUGCUUUCAUAAAUCUAUGCAUUAAAAGUUUUCAAGAUUCAUUUAUCACAUUAAAUAUUUGAAAGGAAAAUAUGAUUUGGUUUGUAUUAAAUAUACUGUAUCAACAAUCAAACUUGAACGUGUUUAAUCAGAGGCGUAUAUCACUAUUACACUACAUCGUAUAUGAAAUUAUGAAUGAAUAAUAUUAUCUAGACAUAAAGGAUGAGAAUUUGGAUAUGAAUGGGCUAUUACCAACUGCGCAUUUAUGUAGAAAGUCAAAUGUAGUUCUAUGUAAGAAGUAGUAGAUUUGUAGUCAUGUGAAAAACAUAAUGUACAAUUACCAAUUUGAACUAUAUCCAACAUUCACUUUCUACACAUUGUAGUCAUGUGACUGUCACUAUGUAUCAUAUAUUUACUCAAAAGUACAAUCGUAUACACUGCUCAUGCUAAUUGUCUGUCAAAAUAUGUGACAGUUAUACCUCUAAAUUUACAAGAUAUAAAAUUCCUGACUUUGACAGAUGAAGUUGACUAUAUACUCAGUUGUACUGAACUUGUGUAGGCAUGGGCGAAUGGACUUUUAUGCUUCUUUUUUUUUUUUUUUUUUACUGUAAAUACAUUAUAUAAAUGUGGAAUAUGGUAUUUACAAAUGCUCAACAUUUACAUGCAUUUGUAAAGAAAGUAGUUAAUGUAUACUAUAUAAACCUGGGUGUGAUAUAUAUUGACACUAUCAAGGGAUUUGGUCAUUUUUUCAGUGUAGCGCUUGUAUAUGAAUAGUCUUAGUAAACACAUGUGGCACCGUCUCUAUAAAGCAAGCUCCCCAAAGUUGUAUUUUCAAAAAACCGUUUCUACUUGUACCACUCAAAAUGUGUAGAAAUUCUUUGAAGAAUUUGUUAAAAUGCGACCGUAGGUAAUUAUAGAAGGUGUAUUGUAUGUACGUAUCGUGCUUUGCUUCAUGGGAAUGACUGAACACACGUACAUACUGUGUGAUAUUCAUCUCGGCUUUUCUUGUUGUAUUAGAAGGAAAAAGAAAAUGGGGUAGAAAACUACACCAGGUUCUUCCAGUAUAUAUACAUUAUAUAUACAUAUAUCACAGAAUACGACUAUGUCACCUCGUUUACAUUUUUGUAACAAAAACAGUUUUGAGUCUGACCUCCCCCUCCCCUCCCCUCCCCUCCCCUCCCCAGAAAAAUGCACCAAGAUUCCUUUGUGUCUAUUAAGUGCCAUUUUAUUUUGCUAAUUUGGGAAAAAAAGAAUUAUAUCACUCUCCAUAAGCAUCUGUUUUGAGAAAUUAUAGCUCGUAUUUUUUCAUUCUUUUUACAAUUUGAUGCAAUUUAUCUUUCAACACUGGAUGUUGCUAUUGCUUGAUAUAUGUGUAUGAGUUUAUAUAUAUGUAUAUAUAUUCAUAUAGUUAUAUAUGUGUAUAUACAUAUGUAUACAUCAAAUGAUUGAGCAAAUUUGUUUUCUAAAUACAUAAGAGAAAAAUGUCUAUAAUAUUUCGUUUUGAUUAUAUUACUGUUUGUCAUCCAAGCUACAAUAAAUGGGUCAAUCAUAUUAGUUAUUUGUAGUGAUUAUCUUCAUUAUUAUUCAAGAGAAGAAUGCGGCUAAAAAGCUUGUGCCUUUGACUCCCUAUUUGUAUGUUAUAAUAUUGUUCAAAUGCUAAAUUUGUGGGGAGCGUUGCUCUCCGAUAUGACUUUUAUCGGACGGUACUUCACCAAGGAACCAUUUGGAGUUUAGAAUGAAGUGCUGUCGGUUAUUUUUUGCCAAACACCGGACUUUUACAAGCCAUACCAAUACGGAUUGUUUUCAGCAAGUUUUUUUUUUUCUUUUCAAUUUUAUUUUUUAGUUCCGUGUGUGAUUUUCUUCUGGACAGAUUUGAAGAGAAUACUUAGGCUUUUUUGAAUUAUCGACUUUUUGUUGUUGAAGUAGUACGACUCUGUUCCUGUGUCUCUAACCCGACCCCAACCCUUUAAUAGAGAUGUAUUCCAUUAACCCUUAAGCUGCCAAGAUGUGUAUUCUCUACUCAUGUACUGACAAUGUUUGUAUAAUAGUCAAGCGGGCCAUGAAUCUAUAUUUUCUGGCCAAGGGUACAAUAGUCCCUGAAAUAAUAUAAUGCUCGAAACAAUCUGAUCAGUUAUUCACUCUUUAAAGUAAGAACAAAAAUGUUUUUUUGAUGUUUUGGUUAUGUUUUUGUCUUUGUUUCUUGUUAUUCUCUGUUCCCUUUUUUCUUCAAAACAAGGCCAAAAAGUAGCCAACAGUGCCUGGAAUGCAAAUUGCUGGGGUUACAACGGUCACAACAAAUUUCAUUUGCGAACAGCAAAUAAAACCGAGUUUGCAUAUUUGGCAUAUUUGUGUUCAAUGCCCCUUUUCUGUUUGUUUGGUUUUUGUAGGUAUUUCUAGCCUUUUCCCUCCAUGAUUUGAAAUCUAAACUGGCUUGCAAAGAAUUUUUACCAAAUCUCAAUGCCCCUAUUUAUUGGUAGGGCCUGUAUCUCAGUUAAGGUGCUUACAUAAAUGGAUAACCUAACCAUUCAUAUGCUUAAUAUGUUGGAUUUGAUUUUUGAAAAUGCUCAACUGGAAUUUAAAAGAUGUAUAGAAUACAUUACUAAAAAUAUGCAAUCCUAUGAACAGAGUUCUAAUCCACGGACAGUGUCCCCCAAGUUUCAUCCAAUUAAAAAUCUAAUGGGAAACAGUGAUUUCUUUAUUUCUUAAAUCUUAGAACUAAUCAUCUGUAAAUGGCUCCUUUUAUUUAGUUUUAAGAUCAUUUUGAAAGGCAGCAUGUAUCAUUGUAUUAAAUAUUUAAUUUGUUUGUGAAAAAAUUUGAGAGAAAGAUUAAAUUUGAUGGGAUUAAACCAAUAUGUAAUAUGUAAAUUUUGUAUAUGAAAUGAA
Strongylocentrotus purpuratus (purple sea urchin) is the source of this 8528-nucleotide messenger RNA. RefSeq names its product voltage-dependent L-type calcium channel subunit beta-1. Gene Ontology annotation, molecular function: high voltage-gated calcium channel activity; protein binding. The transcript is spliced from 10 exons. NCBI's taxonomy places the organism in Eukaryota, Metazoa, Echinodermata, Echinoidea, Camarodonta, Strongylocentrotidae. Gene Ontology annotation, cellular component: voltage-gated calcium channel complex. The record is from RefSeq and is a predicted model, not a curated record. Gene Ontology annotation, biological process: neuromuscular junction development; calcium ion transmembrane transport; chemical synaptic transmission. The annotation marks the transcript as partial.